UACUUUAAUGCGCUAAUUAAUGUAUAUAUUCAUCUUCCAACACUGUUGACUUCUCAUCUUCUACUGUUUAGCUACUAUUUCUUUCUCUGUGUAGAUCUAUAGAGCAUAGAUCUUUCAAAAACUUAAGAAAAGAAUUCUUAUAAGUACUUUAACUUUAAUUUGUUACACCAGCCAUGGCGUUCUCACUAAUUAUCCCUUGUUAUAUGUCAAGAAAUCCCCAUAUUCUUAAUCCAUGCAGCGGAUCUCAAACUCCGAUCUUUAAUCCUUUAUGUCAAACUAAAAAUCUCAGAACCAGCUGCCAGAGAUCUGGUCUACUACUAAGUAACAAAAGACCAAGGGAUUUAGUUGUCCAUGCAACACCUGAAACAGGAGAUCUACUUUCAGGAGUUAUUCCCUUUUUACCAUCUGGUGAAAAUUCUUGGAUGAGUUGGGCUGUGGGAUUAGGUGUAACAGUACCUUUGUUAACAGCAAGAUUAUUAACAGUAACAAAGCAAGUUGCAGUUGCGGCGGAGACGGUGGAGUCGGUGGCGGAUGCGGUGGGAAAAGUUGCGGAUGAAGUGGACAAGGUGGCGGAGGAAUUCGCGGAGAAGCUGCCGGAAGGUGGAAUGCUUAAAGGUAUAGUGAAGUCCAUCGAACACUUGGCUGAAGAAACUGAAAAUGAUGCUCAAUUAGUCGAAGACCUAAUGGACAAGGUUGAAGAAGUGGAUCAAAAGUUGGAGGCAUUUAUCAGUAAUCAAGUAAUGAAGAUACCAAAUUCAAAUGAUGGGAAGAAACAAUAGAUCUAGAUUUGUCACUUUCCCAACACAGUGGGGUUUAUUGUGGUGCUUCCACUUAUGUUGUACUAUGUAUGUCCUUAAAUUUUGUCAUAAAUUUUUAUUUAGACAUCUCAAUUAUGAGAAAAUGAUCUAUUGAACAUUUGAAAUCAGUGAAUAGUGUCUAUUAAAUACAAAUCAUCAGUUAAUAAAAAUGAAAGUGACUGUAUUUCAGA
Molecule: messenger RNA, 988 nt
Organism: Nicotiana tabacum (common tobacco)
Lineage: Eukaryota; Viridiplantae; Streptophyta; Magnoliopsida; Solanales; Solanaceae
Source: RefSeq, a predicted model, not a curated record